This is a messenger RNA of Suillus subaureus, 1191 nucleotides long. RefSeq lists its product as uncharacterized. The record is from RefSeq and is a predicted model, not a curated record. Bases 1 to 1191 code for a protein of 396 amino acids. Lineage: Eukaryota; Fungi; Basidiomycota; Agaricomycetes; Boletales; Suillaceae. The transcript has 7 exons.
AUGUCCUUGAGCCAUUUUUUUUUGAGCCACUGUACAUUGUGCAUUGCACCUGUUCAUGCACACAUAUUAUUCUCCAACUUGACACCACCUUCAACUUCACUUUUUGGCAGUGCUUUCCUGACAGCGCAACUGCCACAUUCCCUCAACUGGGUAGAGCUCAUCGUGACCUCAUACCCCUUCAAUCCCACCCUUGUUCCCUUCCCGAAGCAGUAUUAUAACCACAUGUACCAGACACCUGGCUGGUUUGCAGAAAAUGUGUUCUACUACGAUUCUUUCGAGGUUCAUAUGCUCUGCAUUUGCAUCACAUCAUACUGGGAAGCUAACUGUGAUACAACUGAAAGUGUGAUGGCACUUCCUACUUCAAGGGUGAACAUGCCGUCAUGUCAACCAACACCAGUGAUGGAUGCCUUCCCCAACUCCCUCGAGCUAAUCAUCCCAUCUGGUGCCUCUGGUCAAUUCACUACCUUCCCUCCAGGCAUAAAUGUCAACUCCUCUUUCUACUACAAAUUCCCCAGUGCAUCCAACUUUUCUGGAAAGCUCACUGUCAUGCUUCAGUCUUCUACUGGUGCAGUCUAUGCAAGCGCUUCUGUCCCUGUCUCUGGCUCCACCACAACCUGGACACAGGUCGUGGUGCCUCUUACACCUGCCUCAAGUUCUGCAUCAACUGCUAACAACUUCACAGUCACGGUCAAUGGUCCCAGCACUAUCGGAGAGACAAUCAACUUCACAAUGUUCUCCCUCUUCCCUCUGAUGUCCAAGGGCAGAGCCAAUGGCCUGCGCAUGGAUGUUGCCCUCUGUGGAAAAGGCAAUGUCUGGGAUGCAAGGGUAGCAUUUGACGUUGCAUCCAUGUUCAUGAACCAAGAUUCAGACACCAUUCAUUUUCUUCUCUUGAUCAAGGCAAUCUCCCUCUUCAAUGUGGACCAACAUGAUGAGGCAAUGCUGCUCAUCAAAGAGCUAACUGUUGCUUGUCCAAAUUCUGACCUUCUCAUGUGUCAUGUCAUAGAAGCAUAUCUAUGUGUUCAGCUUGGAACUGAGGCCUUGGAUGGUGCAUGUCAUGAUGAAGCUGCUGACCACUUCACUGCUGCCAUCAACUCCAGCACUUUCCCAUCGACAAUCAUCCAUGAACUAUACGAGGACUUGAUUAUGUUCUUUGGCUGGGAUCUCAAAUCCUUCUGGCUCAAUACACACUAG